CGCAUUGCUUCGGUUUCUGCCACCUACAACGCCAAUUUUCCCCGUUUCUCACUCGCACACUCAUUGUUUCGGUCUAUUAGCGAUUAUACCCUCAAGAUGGCGGCCCAGGUCAUCUCCAACUCCGGUCACGAUGAUAUGAUUCACGAUGCCGUUCUCGAUUACUACGGACGAAAGCUGGCGACAUGCUCGAGUGACCGAACGAUUAAGAUCUUCGAGAUCGAAGGCGAGACGCAACGUCUGGUAGAGACUUUGAAAGGUCACGAAGGUGCUGUAUGGUGCGUUGCCUGGGCGCAUCCCAAGUACGGCAACAUCUUGGCAUCGGCUGGCUACGACGGCAAGGUCUUCAUCUGGAAGGAACAGGGUGCCCAGAACAGCCAAUGGCAGCGAAUUUACGACUUCCCCCUCCACAAGGCCUCGGUCAACAUUGUGUCCUGGUCUCCCCAUGAGGCAGGCUGCCUUCUCGCCUGUGCAUCUUCCGACGGCAACGUCAGCGUGCUCGAGUUCAAGGACAACAGCGUCGAUCACGUCACAUUCCCUGCCCACGGCCUCGGUGUCAACUCCGUUUCUUGGGCCCCUGCUACUACACCUGGCAGCAUCGUCAGCAGUGCUCCGGGCCCUGGCGCCACUGGCAACCGACGGUUCGUCACGGGCGGCUCCGAUAAUUUGAUCAAGAUCUGGACAUUUGAUCCCGCUGCACAGUCAUACAAGCAAGAAGGCGAAGCCCUGACGGGCCACUCCGACUGGGUGCGCGAUGUUGCCUGGUCUCCCACUGUCCUGCAAAAGUCGUACAUUGCUUCAGCCUCUCAAGAUAAGACGGUCCGCAUCUGGACUUCAGAUCAGUCCAGCGGCGGCCAGUGGGCAAGCAAGGUGCUCAACUUUGAAGCCCCUGUUUGGCGUGUGAGUUGGUCCCUGAGCGGUAACGUCCUAGCGGUUAGCUGCGCCGACAACAAGGUAUCUCUGUGGCAAGAGAACCUGCGUGGCGAGUGGGAAUGUGUCAAGUCAAUUGAGGAGUAAACUAGAGAGAAGCGGGUAAAGGUGAAGAAAUACAUAUCUUGGUGUUAUGAUUAGGCGUUUCGUUAAUGAGCAGGGCAUUGAAGGCAGGGACGCAAAAAAAUGAAACAAUAUGGAUAGGAUGAUCCUAGUUACCUACAAGCCAAGCUUCAUACAGUAGAGAGAAACAAGAUCACGAAUGUGAUGCCCAUCCACAAGGGCUAAGUGGUCAAAGGAGAUGGAGCCAUUAUAACGACAUACAAUUUUUCUUUUUUUGGAAAAGUCUUUAAAUAGAUGGUUGAACUUGG
Trichoderma atroviride IMI 206040 is the source of this 1298-nucleotide messenger RNA. RefSeq lists its product as uncharacterized. Gene Ontology annotation, cellular component: COPII vesicle coat; nuclear pore outer ring. Gene Ontology annotation, molecular function: structural molecule activity; protein binding. Gene Ontology annotation, biological process: protein import into nucleus; COPII-coated vesicle budding; positive regulation of TOR signaling. The record is from RefSeq and is a predicted model, not a curated record. Lineage: Eukaryota; Fungi; Ascomycota; Sordariomycetes; Hypocreales; Hypocreaceae.